AUGCAAAUUUACGGUCUAAUUUAUAUUCCGGAUAAUAAUGAACCUCAAUUAUUUGCUUUGCAAAAUGUUUCAGUGGAGGCUAAUAUCAAAAUUUGUCAAACCUACAAAAAUACUACUUCUGAAACUAUUGAAGCUUUAUAUAAAUUCCCAAUAUAUGAGAAUUCUGCCAUUUAUGAAUUUGAAGCGGAAAUUGACGGUGAUAGGAAAAUUAAAGGCAUUGUUCAUGAAGCCAAAGAAGCAGCCGAAAAAUAUAAAGAAGCUGUAGCGGCCUAUUUAUUAGAAGAAGAACUAUCUGAUACCUUUCAAUGUUCAGUGGGUAAUCUCACUCCUCAACAGACCGUAGUAAUCAAAAUAACCUAUAUCUCAGAAUUGAAGCAUGAUUUAGAAAAUGAACGUAUAAGAUUCGUAUUACCUACACGAUUGCUCCGAGAUAUGGUACGUGUACCCGGUAAUGAGUCCCCUGUCUUGAAUGCUACUCUAACAGUCGAAGUUACAUGUAGAAUGAAAUCGAUGAUUACAAGUAUCGAAUCUCCAUCACACUUGAUUACCACUGAAUUGACUAUUGGUGGAGAUAACAAAGUGGCAAAAAUCCAAUUGGCAGAAGACGUUAGCUAUUUGGAAAAAGAUUUUGUCUUGGUGGUCAAAACUGAUAUUAUAAUUGAUCGUUCUGGCUCUAUGAGUGGUGAUCCAAUCAAAAAAGCCAAGGAAGCUUUAGAACUAAUCCUUCGCUCAUUACCCGAAGAUUGUAUAUUUAAUGUAGUAUCAUUUGUUUCAAAAUUUACAUCUUUAUUUCCGGAAAGUAAUCCUUGCACAGAAGAAACUUUCAAAAAGGCAUUAGAUCAUGCAAAUGGACAAGUAUAUAAUGUUUUUCAAAUUGUUAAUUUAAUCUCUGAUUCCUUAUCCAAAAGAAAUGACCCGUUCUUUGCAAAUGCAGCCAGAUUAUGUUCUAUUUCUUCGUGUUCAACUUCCCCAAAAUCAAAAAUAUCUAUAUUUCAAGACGGUACAUCAUUUAAUCGUUUGACCGAUGAGACAUUUCAAUCCAGUAAAGAGUUUUAUAAGUAUUUUGAUGAUAGUGGAGAUAAAAAUAAUAAUAAUUUGAAAAAAAGUAUUCCUAAAGUAGAGGAAAAAAAUAAACUUAUCAAAGAAAAAAUUUGGACGACAUCAAUUGACAUAAAGUAUCUGGAAAUUGAGCUGUUUCCCAAAUUUAAAGAAGAAAAAGAAAAAGUUAAUUGGGCUUUAGAAAAAGCCGAGGAAUGGAUUACAAAAUGGGUUAAUGAAAGUUAA
Molecule: messenger RNA, 1284 nt
Organism: Diversispora eburnea
Lineage: Eukaryota; Fungi; Glomeromycota; Glomeromycetes; Diversisporales; Diversisporaceae
Source: the annotation of a GenBank genome assembly